AACAUUUUUCCUUUUUGACCUCAGACUUUGAAGAGAAGAUAAUAUUGUACUGUCUGUAAUUCCUUUGUUUUUAAAUUUUGUUUCACACUGACAAAAUUGCUUGCUUCUUUCUUCUCUAUUUCAUUUUCAAAAAUCUAAUUUCAGGAAAAAGCCUGAAGUCUCUGGAGUCAUGGCUAAAGCUGACAUCAAACCAAAAUCUAUACAUGAUGCCAAAAAGUGGUCAGCUGAUGUAGAGAACUUAUACAGAUUUCAGCAAGCUGGAUACAGAGAUGAGGUUGAAUAUAAACAAGUAAAACAAGUUGAUACGGUAGAGCGUUGGCCAGAAACUGGAUUUAUUAAGAAACUUCAGAGAAGGGACAAUACGUUCAAUUAUUUCGAUAAACAAAGAGAAUGCAAAGACAAAGAAGUCCAUAAAGUGAAAGUUUAUGUGUAUUAG
Messenger RNA from Chroicocephalus ridibundus (black-headed gull), 436 nucleotides. It is a transcript of the gene MEIG1, whose product is annotated as meiosis/spermiogenesis associated 1. Lineage: Eukaryota; Metazoa; Chordata; Aves; Charadriiformes; Laridae. Gene Ontology annotation, cellular component: nucleus. Bases 170 to 436 code for a protein of 88 amino acids. The transcript has 2 exons. The record is from RefSeq and is a predicted model, not a curated record.